AUGCUGGCGCAGAGGAUGGCGAAGGCCAAGACCUCGACGGGUGACGAGCCCCCGGCAAGCACCUCAGGAGAAGAAUGGCAACAGGAGGAGCCGCUGAGGGCCACCCCCGACAUGCCUCCUCUGUCAACUACACCGCCCAGGGAGGGAUCCCCGGCAAGGGUUUCCACCGACGAGCCCACGCGCGUGGAGGAGGAGCUGCUUUUAGAUCUCCCCUUGGCGGAUCAGAUGGAUGUUGACGCCACCAUCGAGGAGACUGCCAAGGAUGCUGCCGCCAAAGUCGCUGCCGACGAGGCCGCCAAGGACGUGCAUGAAGAGGCCGCCAAGGGGUCCGCCGGGGAGGUCGGCAAGGAGACCGGUUGCCGUACUGGCGGCAUUCCUGCCGUGGGCCAUGAUCUGUUUGUCAGCAUCCCAAGGACGGCAAGCACUGGAGCGCCAACCGAGGGGGAGGUUUUUGACGAAGAAGUCAUCGCCGCCGCCGGGCUCAAGGUUGUCGACGAGCUGAGUGCCAGCAGCAGCGGUUCCAUGGAAGACCAGCUCCUCCAAGCCAUGAGCAGCAACUUUCAGAAGCUCCAGGCGCUUCAUCGUGCCCACAAGGAGAAACUGGACUCCAGGGCAGCGGUUGUCGACGUGGCAGAGGCAGACUUCCAAAAGCGCAUCAAGCAGAUGCAGGUCUGGUUUGCCGAGGCCCGGCAAGAGCUGAGGACUAGCCAGGAGCAGCCGAGCCAUCGUUGGGACAAGCUCCUCCUGAAGCAGUUCGAUGUUGAGAAGGCACAGGAGGAGGCUGCUGCACAGGCCGCCAAGGACGACGCCCAACUAAGGGAGCGCCGUGUCCUGCUCGAUGCUCAAGAAGAGGACCUUGCUGCUCGCGAGGAGGCACUUGCCGCCAAGCUCCGCAGCAAGGAUGAAGAAUUUGAAAAACUUUUGAAGGAAGCCGUCGAUGCUGCCAAAGCUGCAGAGGCCGCCAAGAAUGAGCUGGCCGAGAAGGUGGAGAAGCUGGAGGCGGAUCUGGAGAAGCUCGCUUCCUCCGCCAACGACUCCAUUGCCAACCUGAAGCUGAAGUUGACCACUCUGGAGGAGUCCCUUGAAGGCAGCAGGGCUCGUGAGAAGACCCUGGCUAAGGACCUCCAGGAGGAGAAGCAACUGCUUGAGAGCACCGCUGGCACCUACAACGACUAUGUGAAAGACAUGGGGAUCUGGACUGAGCGCCUCAUCGACGUCGCGGAGAUGCUCACCACGCAACUGUCCAUCAUGGGCAUGCAGAGCUUCAGGUUCUCCCACGAGGAGAGGGUGACUCCGAGCGCCAGGCUGACCAUGUUCUUUGAGGCAGUCCUUGACGCCCUGAUGUUGCUCCACUCCAGCCGAGCGACCCAGUUGGCCAACGAAUUUCGCAAGCUCUGCCGGGGCGUCCUCCUCAAGGUGCUCACCAAGGUGGCAUACAGGAACCUUGGCCCCAACCCCACCAAUGUGCUUGACAGCUUGCCAGAGGAUGCAGACCGCAAGGCAUUUGAAGAGCUCGUCGUGCCCAUCGUCGACUUGGUUGACCAAGUCAAGAGGGUGGAAGGCUAG
Molecule: messenger RNA, 1566 nt
Organism: Aegilops tauschii subsp. strangulata
Lineage: Eukaryota; Viridiplantae; Streptophyta; Magnoliopsida; Poales; Poaceae
Source: RefSeq, a predicted model, not a curated record